Molecule: messenger RNA, 1372 nt
Organism: Sclerotinia trifoliorum
Lineage: Eukaryota; Fungi; Ascomycota; Leotiomycetes; Helotiales; Sclerotiniaceae
Source: the annotation of a GenBank genome assembly
GUAGCUAUAGCUGGCUGUAUUGAAAGUUUCCAUCCGAUCCGGAAAAGAGCUUUUCCGAAACUAAAAUCCAAACCGAGGCCCAACAACAAAUCCAUCCCCCGAAGCAAUACAAUACUGAGAACUUUGUAAAUAACCAAAAAACAACAUAACAAAACAAAUCCUCUUAAGAAUCAAACAGCGUAAGUAUAUCAUAUUCUCUAACUCCUGCAUCAUCUCAGUACAGUAAGUUAAAAUUCUCUUCAAAAAAUCAUGUCUCGGUAUAAUCUCGUCAGCAAAGGAGAUCUAGCUUUAGCUUUUGAAACAACACGCGUUACGAACACAAUCAAUCAGCUUAAUCGACCUCGAAAUGUCAACCCCAACCGCAUCUCAACCGCAACACAACCCAUCUGAGCUUCAAUACAGCUUAGAAAGAUCCAGAACGAUUUGCUAAACGAACUCAAUAUAAUACAAUUCGAUAGUGGCAUGAUGUCUUGUAAGUGUCAUUUUCCCCCUCUGCCAUAAGCCUCCUAUCAAUCCAUAACACAUCCAUCAUGCUAACAUCACCCCCAAAACAGUCCUCACCACAACCCACGAAACUCUCACUCUCACCCCUAUUCCUCCUCACAUCCCCAUCACCCAAGUGCUCACGCUACUACACGACCACGAGAAAAUGAUAACCAUGAACCCCCUCGUAACAGUACACACCCUCCUCCCACCUACGCACAUUCUCGCCAAAGAUUUCUUCAAAUUCGAGCCUAUAGAGCUCCAACCUAGCACGCGAUGUCCCUGCGAAAUAUGGGAAAUAACCGACGACUUAUCCGCCAACACAGAAGGAGAGACGGGAUCCGGAUGGCGGGGCGGCUGGUCGAAACGAUUUAUCCCAGAUCAAAUUACUUACACGAGUAGUCUCCAAGAUCGCGAGGAUGGAUUGGUUAGUAUUACGCAUGCGCCGAUGGGGGUUCAUAGUGUAACGACGUGGAUAGUGAGGGAAGCGGGGCCCGGGGAAAGUUCGUUGAUGCUUGGGGAUGGGAGAUUAGUUUUGGAGGAGAAGGGGGUGGUGAGGGCGAGUAGGAUGUUGAUGGGGUUUAUCAAGACGACAUUACAGGAAAGUCAUGAGAAGUUGGUUAAAGAUUUUAUGGGUGUUUUGGAGGGGAAGGGGAGGAAUGGACAAGAGGUGGGGAAUGAGCUGAAGGGGGAAUUGUAGGUUAGUGGUUGGGGAUCGGUCGAAUGGGUACAAGGAGAGAAUAUGUUGAAAUCUCAGGUAGGACAUGGGAUUUGAUUCAAUAUAUAGACGAGGUAAGGAAAGAUCUGAUAAGGUUAAGUUAGACGAUAAAUAGCGAGAUGUAUAGUGGAACCUUUAAAAUCGAUGUCCACCUUAUUUAUCACCAAUUUC